UUACCCGGAAGUAGUCUAGCGCAUGUCAUUGCUAGCAGAUUAGCUUAGCUGCUAACAGAAGAGUGUACCUCCUCCUGAAGAACAACUCUGAAGUCCCUCUCCUGUGGGACAGCUGUCACCAUGGUUGUGUUGUGGUGUAAACUGUGACAACUGACGCCAAGAUGAUGAACGACAUAAUAGAGGAGCCUGAAAAGGACACUCUGCUGGAGGCACAGCAGGAGCCACAAGUUUUGUCGGGGCCAAGUAGUGGUACAAGACCUAAGACCAGCGAUGGAGGCAUCAGGCCAGUGGAGAAAAGAGGACCUUACAUCAUGUCCAGAGCUCCAGCCAUCCACCUCAAACUACAGAAACACAGGGAGAUGGCAAGGAAAGCGCUGAAGAAGAAAGCCCUUUCUCCAGGACCUGCAGUGACACAUCAGCCCAGACAAGGAGCCAAGAGGACAGUGAAGUACAACAAGGGCUACGCUGCUCUGAGUCAACAUGCCGAGGAUACUUUAAUAGCACUGGACUCAGACAGUGAUGAAGAGAUUGAUUUUGAGCAGUAUUCAUCAGGGUACUCUUCAGCUGAGGUUCAUCCUGAUUUAAGCAGGCAGCUGCUUCAGGAUGGUUACCGACUGGAUGAGAUCCCUGAUGAUGAGGACCUGGACCUGAUUCCACCCAAAGCCAUGGGCUCCUCUGUGUGCUGCUGCUCCGAGAGCCCGUCCUGCCCUUUGCAGUGAUGGCUGUGGUGCCACUCGAACCUUACAAAGGCUUGGCUCCAGCGUCAGCUGACUUUCAUCUCUGUUGCCUGGCGCCUUCUUUCUAACCCAGCUCCACUGCUGCGCUGCCUAAGGACUUCCAGCUCUGAAGCCGAACCACGUUUCAUGGAGGACUGCGUGCACUGAGAUCGCUGAAUCUUUCUGAAAACGCAGAUGGACGUGAGAACAAGCCUUAUCCACUGUGACCCCAAAGCUUGACCUAUUUUUUUAUUUAUUCUUUUUUCUUUUUAUAAAACUACAUGAAAUGCUAACUACGCCACUGCUUUAAAUACAGUGGCAGAGUAAGUCAACAUUUGGGAUGCGCCCUUGUUAGAGAGCUAGUUACGCCUUUUCCUCUCUGGCAAACAGGUCUGCAGCCCUCUAAGCACGACAUGCAUACAAGUAUGAUGUAUUGUGUUUUAAUGUUUCAGCCCUUUGGUGAAUCUGCAUGUCCCAAUUAUUAACUAACUGCGAAAUGAAGUCAUGACAUCUCACACAAGCAUUGACAUUCCCCCUUUUUUUCCUUUUUGUUACUGCAUCUGUUCCCAGGACUCACAUUUAAGUUUCAUUCCUAGGUGACCUGCUCAUCACAUGAAUACAACACCUGUUUCAACAAAAACUAACAACUUGCAAGCAAAGCACUGAAUCAAAAUAGGAUGUGUAGUCUUUGAGUAAAACUCCUUAAUUUCAUGGCUUAUGUGCAUCUGAGUUAAUAUUUUCUUUAUUAAGUGUUACUAUGUACAAGAACGUUAUUACAUUUUACAAGCAGCCAUUGAGAAAACUGCUACAUACCCAGAAGGACUCCCCUGUAGAAGAUUUACAGUGAGAGAAAAGCAAGUUGUCUGUUAUUGAGCUCCACUGUUAGAAAAAAGUAAUACGUACACUUGGCACCCAGUCACACUGCUGUAUGCGGCACACAUAUUUGAAGUGAUAACAGAUUGAAGUGCUUUAAUUGAUGAACCAGUGACAUUACAGUCUUUGCAUUGUAGAAGAGGGUUUCAUUCCAGACACCAAUAUGUGCCAGAGCAAAAAAAAAACCUGUUACAAAAAGAUUGUAAGCAUGAUAGUGACAUCUGUAAUUGAAAUUCUCCCCCCUUCUUUCUGUUUUUUUUUUUUUUUUUUUGCAAUGAUAUACUUUAGAAAAUAAUUUGAUGUGGACGAUAAGAAUUCCAAAGUAGCUUUGUGUUGAUUACUUUUUGGGAUAUGUAGCAUUUUGAUCUAAAACUCGAUCCAGAAGCUCUAAAGAAGGAUGUGUGUAGACAUCAGAUCUGAGUUACAUUAUUUUAUUUAUGUAUUUAUUAGUACAUUUGUUGGGGACACUAAAAUCGUUGUUACAGGUUAAAAUGAGACCAGCUUAGCAUAUGAUUUGAGCUUUUUGUCUACCGUUGUUUUUUUUGUAAUCCAUAUUUACAUGCAUUAGUUUAAACAAUGUGUUGGAGUCAGUUUCUGUUUGUGUUACGAUGCAUCUGUCGUCGUUUCCUGUACGGCAGACGGAGAUAUGCUAUGAACACUUAAUCAAACAAAAGUACAUGUAUAUGAUUUUUCUUUUCCACUUUAGAAAAUGUAUCUUUUCACUAAAGUUACUGUCCCAGUCAUAUUUUCCUAUUCUUUGUUUUGUUGGUGUUCAUGAUGAAACUGUGUUAACAAAACAUGUUAAGUAUCAGAGUAAGUGACAGUGAUCACUUUUUCAGGAGACUGAUGUGUGCAUGUGUAUGUGUGUGUGUGUGUGAUUGCAGAGAUAGAAAACAAUUUGCCUUUCACAUACAUUUGUAAAAUGAAAGAUUGAAAAUUGCACAUACGGUUCAGUGCAAACCUGUUUUAGGUCAGGAUAAAUGUGUGGCUGCUAUUUGACCUACAUGCAGGCCACACUGUUAUUUCUCACACAGUGAUGUUGUUUGUCAGAUGUAGUAACUCUCAGUCAUAUAAAUAGAUGGUUUACCAGAGCGCUUGCCCACAACAAAGUAAAGAACUGGAAAGAGCAUGUUCUUCUGGUUAAAACAAAAAGUAGAAGCCUUGGUUUGUACUUCACAUAGAUGGAUCAGUUCAUGAAUUCAGGAGUUGAGGUUGUUUAAACCUUUGCAAUGGAAAUGCUUAUUUACAUGCUUAAAAAUGUUACCCUUUUAACAUUUGUAAUGUAAACUAUCUCCCCCCCAGCACUCUAUGGUUGUAAUGCGGGUGAUUUAGGAAUAAAAGCUGAUUCUGCUAUUACACAA
Acanthochromis polyacanthus (spiny chromis) is the source of this 2950-nucleotide messenger RNA. RefSeq names its product family with sequence similarity 219 member B (gene fam219b). Lineage: Eukaryota; Metazoa; Chordata; Actinopteri; Pomacentridae. The coding region runs from base 162 to 719 and encodes 185 amino acids. The record is from RefSeq and is a predicted model, not a curated record. The transcript has 6 exons.